Messenger RNA from Lodderomyces theae, 930 nucleotides. RefSeq lists its product as uncharacterized. The transcript has a single exon. Bases 1 to 930 code for a protein of 309 amino acids. The record is from RefSeq and is a predicted model, not a curated record. Lineage: Eukaryota; Fungi; Ascomycota; Pichiomycetes; Serinales; Debaryomycetaceae.
AUGACGAUUUUGAACAAGUUUUUUGGCAAAUCAAACAACAAACAAACACCUGAAGAUGAGAUCCAACAACUCGGAUUUGAAAUAAGCAACUGCUCACAAACAUGCGACGACUGCACUGCCAAAUUCCCCAAAUCGUUAACAUUUGAAGAGUCAGAACCACUAUGGCACUCCACGAAACCGUUUGGGUUGCAUUUGAACGUAUCUACAGGAAGGAUCGAUUGGCCUCAUGAUGCUACGGGGACUCCAAACACCUUGUCUCAUGCAGUCGCGUCAUGGGCGUCCAAGCAUAGUAAAAGCAAUGAUGCAUCACCGUCGUCGUCAUCGUCGUCGUUAGGUACUAUUAAAGUUACGUGUUCUUCAUUUGCUGGUGAGGAGAUGUUUUCCAAUGAUGACUAUAUAAAUGAACAAAUGGGUGAUGUAUUGGUAUUGCCGUAUUUCCUAUGGAUCAAGGGCUUGAAAAUCUCCGAUGUGGAUAAAGUAAUGACCAAAUUGGUGCACAUCCUCUCAACCACUGAUCAUGAAAAUUUACAAGUGAGUGACAUCCAACAACAAAUACCACAAAUCAUACCCGAUACGAAUAAAGCCUAUAUCCUCUUGUGCUCGCAUCGUACUAGAGACAAGAGAUGUGGAGUAACUGCACCAAUAAUGAAGAAGGAAAUGGAAUUGUAUUUGCGAGAAUUGGAUUUGUAUCGAGAUAUGUGUGAUUCAUCUCCCGGCGGAGUCCAAGUUGGAUUUAUAAAUCAUGUUGGUGGACAUAAAUAUGCUGCCAAUGUCAUUAUAUACUUGAAACUGUCGGGGAAAAACAUUUGGUUGGCCUUGUGCAAGCCCAAUAAUGUGAGGCCGAUUAUAGAUGAGUGUAUAUUGCAUGGUGGUAAAGUUUGGCCGGAAAAGGUGCGAUUGGUUCAGAAAUUCGAUCCAAUAGAGUGGUAG